This is a messenger RNA of Calypte anna (Anna's hummingbird), 4972 nucleotides long. It is a transcript of the gene GBGT1, whose product is annotated as globoside alpha-1,3-N-acetylgalactosaminyltransferase 1 (FORS blood group). Gene Ontology annotation, biological process: carbohydrate metabolic process. Gene Ontology annotation, molecular function: globoside alpha-N-acetylgalactosaminyltransferase activity. The transcript has 6 exons. Gene Ontology annotation, cellular component: Golgi apparatus; vesicle; membrane. Lineage: Eukaryota; Metazoa; Chordata; Aves; Apodiformes; Trochilidae. The record is from RefSeq and is a predicted model, not a curated record. The coding region runs from base 43 to 1074 and encodes 343 amino acids.
AGCUGCUGGGCAGAAGUUGCCUUUCCUCCUCCUCCAGAAGCCAUGGUUUCCAGGAAGGUGUUGGGAUGUCUUGUCUGUCUGUUUGUAGCUACUGUGUUUAUCUGGAUUACACUUUGGAAUGGAGAAGUGCACUACCUCCCAUACUACCUCCCUUGCCCACAAAUCUUCUCAAUGAAACUCCAGUACACAGGAGAGAAGCUGAUCCGGGUUGUCCCCCAAUUAUUUUAUCAGCAGCCAAGAGUCCUGGCUCCACAGCGUCAGGAUGUGCUGACAGUCACCCCAUGGCUGGCCCCCAUCAUCUGGGAAGGAACCUUCAGUUCUGAGCUCCUGGACAGUGCCUACAGGCCACUGAAUCUCACCAUAGGGGUGACAGCCUUUGCUGUUGGAAAGUACUCCAGGUUUGUCAGCCCCUUCCUGCAGUCAGCAGAGAAACAUUUCAUGCAAGGCUAUCGGGUCAACUAUUACAUCUUCACUGACAACCCAGAGACAAUUCCCCAUCCCCAGCUGCAGCCUGGAAGGAGGUUUGUCACUGUCCCCGUCAGUAGACACCCCAGCUGGCAGGAGAUCUCCAUGCGCAGGAUGGAGGCCAUCAACAGGCACAUAGCAGAGGUCAGCCACCAGGAGGUGGACUACCUCUUCUGCCUGGACAUUGACAUGGUGUUCCACAACUCCUGGGGGCCUGAGACCCUGGGUGACACAGUGGCAGCCAUACACCCUGGCUAUUUUAAUGUCCCUCGAAGCCAGUUCCCAUAUGAGAGGAGGAGCUCCUCAGCAGCCUACAUCCCUGAUGGAGAAGGAGACUUCUACUAUGGAGGGGCUGUGUUUGGGGGGCUGGUCAAGAAAGUCUAUGAGGUCACCAAGGCUUGCCACAUGGCCAUCCUGACAGACAAAGCCAAUGGGAUCAUGGCAGCCUGGCAGGAAGAAAGUCAUCUCAACAGACACUUCCUUUCCAACAAACCUUCCAAGGUGCUUUCUCCAGAGUAUUUAUGGGAUGACAGGAAGCCAAAGCCCCCCGAAAUUCACCUCGUACGUUUUUCCACAGUGGACAAGAACUACCAAGAGAUAAGAAAUUGAUCAUCUGAUCCCAGCAGAGAUGUCCUCCACACAAUCAGACCCACCAAAUAUUAGCUCCCACAGGGAAUUUUUUGUUCCCAGUGUGAACAAACUGAGAAAGGAACAUAUGGAUGUGCUGCAGGAUUUCUUGGACCUUCUCAGCAGAGAGCUGGUGCCAGCCAUUGCCAGUAAGAGCCUUGGUCUGACAGGACAAGUAAUGUUAAUUCAUAUGGCAGUCGUAUUCCAAAUACUAGUCUGUGUUUUAGAGACCUGAGUUUAGGCAGAAAUGGCACAGCUGGGACCCAGCCUGAACUUCUUUGGGUUUAUUUUGGUCACAGAUGUCCUCUGAACCUUUUCCCUGGUUCACAUCUCUGUGGAUCAUGUCAUCUUUUCCAACACAGAAAAUCUGGUAUUGAGAGGUUCGUGUUCCUGCAAUCCUUUCCAACUUUUCACUAAGUGCUGUGAAAAAAAAUUGGCUAGAAGCUGCUGGAAUUGACAGGAGGGGCUGAUGCAUUUCCAGAAACAGUGAUUUCACUUUGCAAUGAAUGUGAGUUCAGGCUGGAGCUGGAAGUACACUGGGGGUCCAGGUUUUCUUUGUGUGAGUGUGGUGAGAAGCUGAACCAGGCAUUUUGCAGGCUGACAGCUCCCUGGGGUCAGCAAUCUGGGGGGGUCCAAACACAGGGGAACAGCCCUGGCUUGUGUGAUCAUCAACUGGGGUCACAGCCUGGAGCUUCCUGUGCCACCUCCCUGCUGCAGCGUGGCCAUGGCUGCCAUAAACAUCAUCUCUGCCCCCUCCUGAGGCAAAAGCUGUGCAAGGCAGUGUUGUGAGCACAGGGAGCAUCAGAGAAUGGCCCUGCCUAGAGGAGGAGCAGAGGUGAAAGGGCUAAGCUGGCUGUUUCUAAGGGAACCAUUUAAAAAAAAAAAAAAAAAAAAGGCUUAUGUGCCAGAGAGGGAACAUGAGGAAAAGGUGCCUGACUGUUCUUGCUUCUCUGCUCAUGAGAAAAUUGCUCUAUGGCAGUGUAUCAAGUAUUCAAAGCUUUAGGGCCCCAGCACUGAUUGCAGAUGACUUAACGAGCCAUUUCAGGCCUGUGUGAGCAGGCUGAAAAUGGCACUUGACAGGGUCGUUGUAGGCAUUUCAUCUUCCAGAAGGCUAAUUAGAAAAGCUUUCAUGGUACCCAUACUACGCAUAAGGUACAUAAAAUACCUCCAGCCCAGCCCCCCUUGUGGCAGCUGCUCUGGUGAUUCCUGCUUUAUCCAGCCAAGGGUCCACCUUCAUGUAUUUUCUCUCAAGUCUUAGGGCUGGGGGAAGCCUUUCUGCACAACUGAACCAGAACUGAAUCUCAUGAGAAGAUGUCUGGGUUUGGUGAGCAGGCACAACAUUCCAGAAGAAAGGGUAAAAGAUCCUUACAAAAGAUCCUCACAAAGAGAUAUAUUAGCACCCAACCCAGGAUUAAUACUGUAUUUCUUAUUUGUAAAACAGUUGUGUUUGAAGGCCACAACUGAAACUGGGUCUCAUUCUGACAGUUGCUAUAUAUAUAUGUAUAUGCAUAGGGAUUCUUUUACAAGUCAGAAGGAACUGUCCAGUCUGAUCUGCACAGGACAAGCCAGAUAAAAUUAUCUCCCACUCUCAAGCUCAUGCUACAUGGCUGUGGUAGAUCUCUUACAGAAGCAUUCAUACCCCAUAAAUACACAGCAGCCACAAAUCCAUGGAUCAACUGUGCCAGUGGCUGAAUUCCCCUUGAGCCUUAAUUCUGCUCUAAACUGCUCAGUGUUUGCAGCCAUGGGGCUUCAUCCUGCCACACUAAAUCAUCUGAAUUCCUCUGAAUUUCAUAGCCUACACUAAAUCCACCAGGAGAGGAAGUUUUCUUGUGCAAAUGGUGUGUGCACAAGAGGGUGGUCUGUGUUCCUGGGGGUACCUGUUCUGAAAAACUUCUGUGAAGGGCUUGGUCUCCAGCUCUGAGCCCGUGACCCAGUGACUGAGGUGGUACCAGCCUGAUUUGUGCAGUGCCAAACAUGUUUAUCUGCCUGGCUGGCCUGAAGCUUCUCCCCAGGGAAAGGUCUGGUGUCACAUGCUGCCUGACACAGAUCUGCUCAGCAGGGCUGUGAUUGGAACCAGCACCUACAAAGUCCCUGUGUCUCCAGGGAGCAGAGGAAAGUGACUGCAGGAACACUCCCCAGUGCAGCGUGGGAGAUGCUCCCUCAAUCAGCUCUUGCCCUCCUCUAAUUAGUGAAAGCCUGGACUUCUGCUGUCAUCUCCUGCUGAUUAAUCAUCUCCCUCCAACACCACCAGCAAACCUUCCUCCUCUCAUUUGGAUUGUGCAGCAGUGGGGGAGCUUCCUCAGGACCUACUUUCUGAUGUGAAUUCCCCAGCAGCCAUAGGUCAGGGGGUAACUGAGGCAGAUGGGAGCAAAGCAGCAGACUCUCACUCCUGCUCAUGGGGUCUUCACUCACCCCGGGGGACAAUGGUGUUUCAUGUGUCCCUGUGCCAAGGAAAUUUUGACUUGGAAGCACACAGACAGCACGGAAACAUGUAUGGAAUCAGCACGUGUGAAUAAAUCAUCAGCUGAUUUAUGCUGCCUGAGGAUCUGCUCCUGCUUUCAAGGUAUUUUUGACUUGAGCCCUGGAUCCCCUUCACCAAGCCUUGGAUCAGUAGCUCGUUGCCUUCCCAAGGGCCCCUUGUUCUGUCCAUUUCUUUCUGCUCAGCUGGAACAGACUCAUCAUUCAUUGUUCAUCCAAUUUAAGAACCCAGCUGACAGGCUUUUUCUUUCCUCGUCCCAGCUGGUGACUUGCAUGGUGCAUUCAUCCUCAAAAGGAAAACUUCUCUGGGGGACAAGAAACAGCACUGAAUGGGCUCCUGGAUGGGGCCAGACUGCGAUCCUCUCAUUCUCCCCACUCAAUCCAUUCCCACUAAUUCAGAUUUGCACCCCUAUUCACCCCUAGUUGGGUUUCUCUUAGCUGUCCCAUGGCUGUUGCUGCCUGGCAUUACUGACCAGAAAUGUCAUUCUGAACUGCUUUGAUAUGCAGCAAUAGUUAUGAAAGGACUGGCCCAGUCAAACCUUCUCUGUGUGAGAUCUGUAGCUGAGGGGCAUGGAAAUGAGAUGAUCUUUGAGCAGACACAGAUGAGGAAGGAUAAGAACAUCAGUUACACGUUCCCUGCAUAAAACCUGGGGAACAGCCAUGUGCAUCUGGCUGGCUUGAUGCAGCACAGGGCUGGGAAGGAGCUGGAAGAUUCUGAACUCCCUGCUCUCUUUGCCUCUUUAUCCUAUGGUUUUUCAUGGGAGAGACUUUCCCCUGUUUCAUAUACACACAGGGUCCAGUCCUGGUCACUGACUGGAGAAUGGGAGGCACACAGAGUGAAUUUCUUUCUGUCAGAGAUUUGCUCUUGAUCUCAAAGAGCAGUUCCAGGCACCUGGAUUACUAUUUUCUCCCCCUGCCUGCUCUGUUUCACCUCACUGCCCCAGCAAAUCCCUGUGGGAUCGCCAGGGGUGAAACAUGCAGAAAGCAAGAGCUGCUCUCCAGGUGACAGUGACAAUGAUGGGUGCUGUCAGAGACAGCAGGAACUGGAGAAGGAAUUCACAGGAGUGGGUUGCACUUUACUCGUGCUAAAUACCUGAUCCUCCAGUUCUGCUCCACACAAAUAAUUCAGGAGAGCAUUGCAAGCAAAACACCUUGAAGAAGUGACUUUUAAAUGUCUGCCUACCCACCCGACUCCCCCCUUUAUCUAAGUGUAGAGUAAUGCUGCACUGACUUGACUCUCCCUGGGCUAUAUUUAGGUUAAACAUAGACCCACCAAAUGUUGCUGUUUCAUGUAAAACGAGUACAAAGCCGUAUGAAGAGUGUUAACCAGAACUCUGCUGCUUGAAUGCCCUGACCCCUGCUGAACCUGCAGCUAAAUUAAAGCAAGCCAUAUGAGUACAAA